Molecule: messenger RNA, 1010 nt
Organism: Lucilia sericata (common green bottle fly)
Lineage: Eukaryota; Metazoa; Arthropoda; Insecta; Diptera; Calliphoridae
Product: heparan sulfate 2-O-sulfotransferase pipe-like
Exons: 3
Coding region: 22-927 (301 amino acids)
Cellular component (GO): membrane
Molecular function (GO): sulfotransferase activity
Source: RefSeq, a predicted model, not a curated record
UACAUUCUCCCCAAAACAUAGAUGCAGUCUCUUAAUGUCCAUGAUCUCAAUAAUACCCGUAAGGCCCAAUUGGAUUUGGUGUUCUUUAAUCGUGUACCCAAAGUGGGCAGUCAAACUUUUAUGGAACUUUUGAGACGUCUAUCGGAACGUAAUAAUUUUCAAUUUCAUCGUGAUGCAGUGCAAAAAGUUGAAACCAUACGUUUGGCCGAAGAUCAACAGCAAGAAUUGGCCGAAGUUAUUAGUGAUUUACCCGAACCAUCGGUGUUUAUUAAACAUGUCUGCUAUACGAAUUUCACCAAAUUCAAAUUGCCCACUCCCAUCUAUAUAAAUGUGGUGCGUGAUCCGGUGGAGAGAGUUAUCAGUUGGUUCUAUUACGUCCGAGCUCCUUGGUAUUUUGUCGAACGUAAAGCCGCCUUUCCCGAUUUACCACUACCACAUCCGGCCUGGUUGAAAAAGGAUUUUGAAUCGUGUGUCUUGUCGGGUGAUCAGGAGUGCACUUACACCCAGGGCGUUACCGUGGAGGGCAUAGGUGAUCAUCGCCGUCAGAGUUUGUUCUUUUGUGGUCAUGCCUAUGAGUGCACACCCUUUAAUACUGUAGGCGCUUUAGAAAGAGCUAAACAUGCAGUCGAAAGUCAAUAUGCUGUAGUGGGAGUUUUAGAGGAUCUUAAUACCACUCUAUCGGUAUUUGAGAAAUAUAUACCCAGAUUUUUCCAAGGUGUUCGGGAGAUUUAUGACACCAGUGCCGAAUACCUAACAAAGAUCAAUAAAAAUAAUUUCAAACCACCAGUUAGUGAAAAAGUCAAAGAUAUUGUACGACGCAAUUUCACCAAUGAAAUUGAAUUCUAUCAAUUCUGUCGACAGCGUUUGCACAAGCAAUAUCUGGCCGCUAAUCUGCCCGAUAAAACGAUGGCUCAUUUACAACCUUAAAUUUUAGAGAAGCAAAACAAACAAAAACACGAUAACUUAGAAAAACAAAAAGUAUUUAAAUUUAAGAUUUUGAACAAAGUAGA